AGGCUGCUUUUGAGUCCCAGCUGAACCACCCCAGCGCAUUGCUGUAUGAGCUAACAAUGGGCUGUUAACACAGAUUUGUACCCUGCCAACUGAGCCAUCUAGCCAGUCCAAGGAAGUAGAGUUUCCUAAGCUUGGAACAGUACUAGAGAAUGUGAAAAUGGCAUGAAAAAGUUUAACACCCUUUUCCUCAGACCUGCAGGCUUUCCCUCAUGAAGCUGACCAAGGCUCUCUUCACACAUACCACACAAGACUCCUGUACAGUGUAAAAUGGAAGAUCAAAAGCAGGUUGGAAUCUUUUCUGAAAAAGUUUGGUAGGCAUUUGAACACUGUCACAUGCAGUGAACCAGGCACAUGGAGGACAGCUGACUCUACAGAACCAGGGACUUGGGUUUUGCCAUGGAACGAGUAUGGUUGCUGUUCCUUCUAGCGAUUAGAGUGAGUCCAGGGUCUGCUCAGUUCAACAGUUACAACUGUGAUGCCAACCUCCACAGCAGAUUUCCUGCGGAAAGAGACAUCAGUGUCUACUGUGGAGUGCAGGCCAUUACGAUGAAGAUUAAUUUUUGCACGGUCCUUUUCUCGGGAUAUUCAGAAACAGAUCUGGCACUGAAUGGAAGACAUGGGGAUUCCCACUGCAGGGGCUUCAUCAAUAACAACACCUUUCCAGCAGUGGUCAUUUUCAUCAUUAAUCUCAGCACCUUGGAGGGCUGUGGAAACAAUUUAGUGGUGUCCACAAUUCCUGGUGUUGGUGCUUCUGGAAAUGCUACCACAGUACAGAUAGGAAAUAUUUCUGGAUAUAUUGAUACUCCGGACCCUCCAGCAGUUAUCAGCUAUCUUCCUGGGCUUCUUUACAAAUUUAGUUGUAGUUAUCCGUUGGAAUACCUGGUUAAUAACACCCAGCUUGCUUCGUCCUCAGCUGCUAUUUCUGUGAGAGAGAACAAUGGGACAUUUGUCAGUACUUUGAACUUGCUCCUUUAUAACGAUUCAACCUACAGGGAGCAAUUAAUUAUCCCGAGUAUAGGAUUACCCUUGAAAACCAAAGUGUUUGCAGCUGUGCAAGCUACUAAUCUGGAUGGCAGAUGGAAUGUUUUAAUGGAUUAUUGCUACACAACCCCAUCUGGGAAUCCAAAUGAUGAUACUCGGUAUGAUCUCUUCCUUAGCUGUGACAAAGAUCCUCAGACCACUGUCAUCGAAAAUGGCAGAAGCCAGCGAGGCCGGUUUUCAUUUGAAGUCUUCCGUUUUGUGAAACACAAGAAUCAAAAGAUGUCCACUGUGUUCCUGCACUGCCUCACGAAACUCUGCAGAGCUGAUGACUGUCCUCUUCUCAUGCCAAUUUGUGGCAACAGAAAAAGGAGAGAUGCUCAGAGCUGGACAACGUGGGCCCCGCAGAGCACUUCUGGAAAUGCGGUCCUGUCUGCAGGACCCAUCAUCACCCGGAGCGAUGAGACUCCAACCAACAAUUCACAGCUUGGUUCGCUGAGUGUGCCUCCCUUUCAGCUGAAUGCCGUCACCAGCUCUCUGAUAUCAGGAAUGGUCAUUCUGGGAGUCCUGUGUUUCUCUCUCCUCUUGUGUUCACUGGCCCUUCUACACCGAAAGGGAUCUACCAGCUUGGUAUUGAAUGGUGUAAGAAAUCCUGUCUUUGAGUGACAGUGACUGGUCCUGCUCCAGAAGGAGGGUGUCACUGACCAUUCUGUGUGACUGUGGUCAGCAGUCCAUCUGAGUUCAAUGACAGCCACCCUUGAUAUUUUUUAGGUUAGGUUGAUAUCUUGUUGUAGCUCAUGAGUGUUAACCUAGGGAAAGACUUUUGAUAGUAUUGCUACUGCCACCUAUGUAAGUGGCCAACCCCACUUUCUUAUCAUCAAAGGGCACAUUGACAGUAAAUAAAAAUAUUGAGGACUUAGACCUUAAAAGGUCAGUCAUUUUUCACUUCAUUUGUAAUUUCUGUUGAUGGUUGGUAUUAGGGGUCAAUCUAGCUAUAGAGGAAAAAAAAAAGAAUUUGUUCCAUUUUUCUGUAAGCAGCAAAGCCCAAUGCAAUGGUUUUAAAUUAGUGUGUCUUGUCCAAAAAUGAAAGUUACCUUUUUAUUUUAAAUUCCAGGUAAUUCCAGCUUAAGGCUACAUUUUAAAGGGACAUUUGUGAGUUACCUACUAUUUCUACUGACCUACUGUGUCAUGGGUUGAUUUUUAAUCCUGAUGACAUUUGUUUCAAAAGGAAACACCAAAAAAACUACAAAUAUGCUUGGAAAAUCUAUUCACAUAACAAAUAGUUAAAGUGGUUUUUAAUGUUCAAAGGAUGCAUUGUGUGUUAGGAAAUUAUUCCUUUGGCUAGCAAUGGCUGUGAAGCUUCAUCCUGGUACAUAUGGGGCCAUCAGCACAGGGUAACUCACCUGCCAGUUAAACACUCAGCUUCCAUGUAGUCAAGGGCACUGUGCGAAGGGUGUUGCUAAUUCACAAGUGAUUACGUGAGCAGCAGACAUUGUCAGCACCAUAUAAGCAUGAUGCUCCCAUUCGGGUCCCCCAGCAGGCCAGAAUUCUUUUUAUCCUAGAACAAAGAGGAAAUACAGAGUAAGUGUUGUUUGUAGAACAUUUUAGAAGCCAACAUGAAAAAGAUGUUCCUUUGUUCAAGACUUUUUAUGAGAGGUAGGGAAAUGAAUGAUCCAAAGGGGCUUUCUUUAUAAGCCAUCACUUUUUUUAGAUGCUAUAAUCACUACACAAUGAACAGUAGCUUCACCUAGUACUAAACUCUGAGAGCAUUUAAUGCCUUAACAGCUUUGCCAAAAAAAAAAUAAUGUUUAAACCAAUUUUUAAACAAGUCACGUUCAACACAAAAGC
Mus musculus (house mouse) is the source of this 2826-nucleotide messenger RNA. It is a transcript of the gene Zpld1, whose product is annotated as zona pellucida like domain containing 1. Lineage: Eukaryota; Metazoa; Chordata; Mammalia; Rodentia; Muridae. Gene Ontology annotation, cellular component: cytoplasmic vesicle membrane. The coding region runs from base 397 to 1644 and encodes 415 amino acids. The transcript is spliced from 14 exons. The record is from RefSeq and is marked validated.